CAGCAGACUUCAGGGAGUUAAUGGAAGGAGCACGAACAAAGAUGUCUUCACUUUUCUGCAAACUAACUACCCUGCAUGUUAUAUCUGCUGUUAUUCUGAUCUUUCUGAGUUUACCUUUAGUGGACACCACAUAUUGGGACUCGGUCUAUCACUACCAGCAAAGGCCAGUGCCUGACCCUGGAUCUAUUAUCAAAGCUAAUAAUGAGGUUGUAGUACUGCGUGGGCACUCAGUGUCUUUGGACCCUUUCAACCACCUUCUUAUUAAGGUUCAACCUGGAGAUCGGUGCUAUUUAACAGUUCUGGGCCAAGAACCACUGGCACAGAAAUUUGGGAUGCUCUCACCUAAAAAAUUCCCUUGUUCUUUCAAAAAAGGAGAUGUUGAAUAUGUGCAUUUUGGCUCUCAGAGUGGUGGAAUGGAUUGCGUGAAACUCCAGCUGAGAUAUGACACGAAAACAGAUACCAUCGUCCUUCCUCUCACCUUACGAGUUGCAGUGGCCCCGAAUGCACAACGGCUUGUGACAUUAAACCAACCCUUAGUAGUAGAUAAACAGAAUGGCUACAGUAAUCCCAUCAAUUCCCAAGGACUUGCGAUUACAUUCAGUGACUCAAGAUGUGUCCUGACACCCCUUAUUGGUAAGGGUGGUUAUCCCAGGUAUGGAUCACUUAUGAAUUACUUUCCUAACUCACAACCAGUAGACUGUAAUGUAUUUCUUAACCUUGGUGUGCGCUACAAACUUAAGCCUGUUACAGGAUCACCCAAAGUAGAUUUUGUACCUUUUGUGGUAGAGAGAUGGGAUAAUCAGGACAGGAAGCUACAGCAGGAGCACUUCCAGUUCAAAGUCAUCAUAGAUGGUACAGCAGUAAACAGCCCUCCUAAACCAAGUUUCAUCUCACUGAUGAUGAUGGAAGUAAGUCAGUUUGUGAUGACAGCAAUUACUGCUGAUAUGCUAGCAGCUGAGGAUCUAGAAUCUGAUCUGGAUGACCUGGUAUUCAAAGUGAUCUCUCCUCCAGAGCAAGGUAUUAUCAUUAGCACUGAUAAUCCAAAUCAACCCAUUAGUGCUUUUUACCAGAGAGACCUUCGGGAUCUGAAAAUUGCUUUCAAGCCUCCAGGAGAGGACUCUGAUUCUGAGAGGAUUCUACACACUGAGUUUGAGGUUGUUGAUCAAGAAGGUUCUACGUCAGAUCCCUUCUCUUUUAUGAUUGUGGUAAAGCCCAUGAAUACACUGGCUCCAGUUGUUACCUUGAAUGCUGGUCAGUUUCUUUUUGAGGGCCAGUCCAGACCACUCUCCAGCAAACUAAACCUGCGCAUCAGUGAUGAAGACAACCUUGCAGAUGUCAGGAUAUCUGUCGUCCAUGGGUUGCGUCAUGGAACUCUAACAGUUCUUGGAUCGCAGAGGAAAUUUUUCACACCAGAUGACUUGGAGACUAGUGUGGUCAUGUAUGAGCAUGAUGGCACUGAGACUUUCAGUGACAACAUUGUUUUCCGGAUGACGGAUGGGAAAAAUGAGGUAGAGUUCUUGUUUCCGGUUACUAUAAUCCCACAAGAUGAUGAGCCACCUGUUGUUAAUGUGAACACAGGGUUGGUUAUGGUGAAGGGAGAGACUAAACAGAUUUUGCCAGCUGUAUUAAGUGCAACAGAUGUAGACUCUGAAAACAGGCAACUGAAAUUCAUUCUAGUUUAUCCGUAUUCCUCAGUGGGGCAAGUGCUUCUCAGACAACCUCAGACCCCUGAAGACAUUUCUUUAUGGAGAUAUAGUGACUCUAACCAUGUGUUUGAACGAGUGGCUGUGGAGUGGUAUUUCAGCGACAUCUUAGAAGGAAAGCUAUACUAUCGCUAUAUUGGCCCCCCAUUAACAUCCACAAUUACAGACCACUUUAGCUUCCGAGUUGAAGAUGACAACAACCCUCCAAACCAAUCAGGAGAGCACAUCUUCUACAUCAAGAUUCAUCCAAUUGAUGAUCUGGCUCCAGAACAGUUUCCUGGAACCACGUUAUGGGUCCCAGUUCGGGAAUACGAACUGACUAUCCUUAACAGGGACAUGCUGCACUUCACUGAUCUCACUUCUGCUGACAAGGACCUCUGGUAUACAAUCAACUUCCCAUCUUUUAACCAGGAAGCGACCCAAGAACAAAGCUUCCUGGGUCACUUUGUUUUGACUGACAAUCCAAAUACCAUAAUUGUGGAAUUUACCCAGGCACAGAUUAAUUAUGGCAAAGUGGCUUACAAGCCUCCCGAUCAGGAAAUUGGUGUUACAACAAGAGAAAUCCAAUUCGCAUUUACAGUUAAGGACGCUGCUGGAAACUUGGCCAGUGGUCGAUUAACCAUUGUGCUCCAGCCAGUGAACAAUAAACCUCCACAAAUGACCAACACUGGGUUGAAUGUGGUGAGUAAGAGCACCUACGUCAUUGGCAAAGAUGUCUUGGAUGUAACAGAUCAGGACACGGUUUCAGAGAACAUUACCUUCACAGUGAUACAGACCCCAAACAAAGGGGUGCUCAGAUGCCGGGAAAAAGAUCUCACAACCAAGAAAAUCUUCCAGCUAAGUGACAUAGAGGCAGGUUUGCUUGUUUAUGUCCACGGUGGAAGUGGAGACUCACUACAUGAUCAAUUUAAAUUAGAUGUUAGUGAUGGUAUUCAUCAUGUACCUAUAACUGUGAGAGUCAAUAUAAGGCCCAUUGAGCCAGUUAUCCCAGUGGUCACCAUACAUCCAGGAACAUUAGACAUAACCGUUGAUGUAACUGAGAAUGGAAUAGUUAAGAUUACAUCUGAGGAUUACAGGCCAAACGCUGAAGGCAUCAGUAUAACCCUUAAAGUGGAAUCCACUCCCAGAUUUGGUGUAAUCCAGGUAAAUAAAGUCCUGUCUAAUAUAUUUACACUUCGCAGCUUGAUAAAUGGUGCUGUGACCUACAUUCAUACAGCUGGCGAGGUAGGACCAGCCAGGACUAAUGAUUCUUUUAGUCUUACUGUCUCUGGCAAAUGGAUUGUGAAUGGCAAAAUGAUUCAAAAUGUCAUGGUUCAUGUGUCUAUUCAUCCUGUGGAUAACAGUCCACCUGUCGUCCGCAUAGGGGAGCAGUUUACUGUAGAGGAAGGAGGUAAAAAUAUUAUUAAAGAGGACAACAUACAAGCUAGGGACCUGGAUACAGAAAUAGAAUUUAUUCUGUGCACUAUAAUGACACAGCCAUCUUUUGGAUUUGUUGAAAAUGUUUCUCCUGCACCAGGUUAUGAAAAGUCAAGAUCGGGGAUUGCAGUUAGUGCAUUCACUGUGAAAGAUAUUCAACUUGGACAUAUUCACUAUGUCCAAAGUGUUCAUAAAGGUACAGAGCCAGUGGAGGAUAGGUUUACCUUUCAGUGCACCGAUGGAACCAACUUUUCUGAUAGACACAUUUUCCCUGUCAUCAUCACCCCAGCAAACGAUGAGGAACCUGUCGUGUUCUGUCGGGAAUUUGUGGUAAUGGAAGGCAUGAGCUUGACAAUUGACAUUCCUAUUCUUAAUGCAAUAGACAUUGAUAUUCCCAAAGACAUCCUGGAAUUUGAGAUUGUUACCAGUCCAAAGCAUGGCAGAAUUGUUCAGCAUCUUACAAAUAGGACAGAUCUGAUUGUUAAGUUCAGACUGGAGCAAAUCCAAGCUGCUUCUUCAAUCAUGUAUGAACAUGAUGGCUCGGAGACGAUGAACGACACUUUUAGAGUAAGACUGACUGACGGGAAACAUGUGGUUGAAAAACAAAUUGUUGUUUUGAUUCUGCCUGUGGAUGAUGAAACACCAAGAUUGUCUGUAAACAACGGACUGGAGGUUGAGAUAGGAGAAACUAAAAUAAUCACGAACAGACUUCUUAAGGCUACUGACCUUGACUCAUUGGACUCCAAUCUUACUUUUAUCCUUAGACAGGCACCAUCUCAGGGAUUUUUACAGCGUUUGGAUCAAUCUGUAAAUUUGACCAAUGGAAUGAACUUCACUCAGGAAGAUAUUGAUAAAGCACUUAUUCAGUAUAUUCACACGGGGCAAGGAGGUGUUCGAGACCUUCUAAAAUUUGAUGUGACUGAUGGCACUAAUCCUCUAGUGGACAGAUACUUCUAUAUCACUGUGGGAGCUGUGGAUAAAGUAUUCCCAAUAGUCAUAAACAAAGGUGUGAUGCUACCUGAAGGAGGUUCAGUGAUCUUGACGACAGACAUCCUCAGUACAUCGGAUCUAAACAGCCCCGAUGAGCAUCUCCGCUUCAUCAUUAUACGCCCCCCAUCUCGAGGACGUCUUGAGUGCACAGAUCUUCCUGGUAUUCCUGUCACUUCCUUUACCCAACUCCAGUUAGCUGGGAGUAAGAUCCGAUAUGUACACACCUCACUAGAGGAAGCCCGUUUGGACAGCUUUGAAUUCCAGGUCACGGAUGGUCGGAAUGUAGUGUUUCGGACGUUCCGUGUAUCCAUCACAGAUGUGGAUAAUAAGCGACCAGUUUUGAGUGUGCACUCACUUGUUUUGGGUCAAGGCACAGCAAAAUGUAUUACACCUUUCGAACUUGGAGUAGAGGAUCAAGACACACCUCAUCACCUUCUCCGUUUCUCAAUCACACGAGGGCCUGUACAUGGGAAGAUACUUUACAACAGUACACGCUCUGUUACCACAUUCACCAAAGAGGACCUGAGGGAGAACCUCAUUACAUACAAGCAUGACGGGUCGAACCAUGGGGAGGACACCAUCAUGUUCACGGUCACAGAUGGAACCCACGCUGGGUUCUAUGUGCUCCCAGAAAUGGAGUAUGAAACUAGCAAACCUCAGGUUCUCACGAUCAGGAUUAGUCUGGAGGAACGAGUGACUCUGAGAAUAGUAGUGAACCGUCCAGCUUUGUCUCUUACUGUGCUGAAGACAGGACAGCUGGGCUUCAGGUUCUCCAGGAAAGUGCUCAGAACUGUGAAAAGCACACAAGGGACGGAAGUGAGGAGUGUGGAUUUGAUAUACAGAUUGACAGAACCUCCAAGAUAUGGCUUUAUCAGACACUCUGAUCUGAACAACACCAAUACCUUCACUCAAGCUGAUAUCAAUGAUAUGAAGAUCUAUUACAUCCUUCUUGAUGGAGUCAAUGCCACCACGGAUGUUUUUACAUUUACUGUUGAAGACAAAGAGGGAAACCAUCUGCGUCCAGAGUUAUUCCGGCUCCACUGGUGCUGGGUGUCCUUCGAGAAGCGGAUUUAUCAAACAGAGGAGAAGAACAACUUGCUGGAGAUCACGCUGAAGCGCAGAGGUUAUCUCGGAGAAACCUCAUUUGUUACUAUCAGUACAGUAGAUGGCACUGCGGUACUUGGUCAGGAUUUCCAGGUUAGCCCCCAGCGUCAGGUCCAGUUUAGUCCCGGUCAGACCCGGGCCACAUGGAGGCUGCGAGUCCUUGAUGACGAGUUAUAUGAGAUAUCUGAGAGUUUCCAGAUUGUUCUCUCUGACCCUGUGCUGACAUUACUGGAGCAUCCAAACGUUGCAGCUGUAGAACUUGUUGACCUGGAAGAUGAGUCCACAGUGUUUUUCUCCCAGAGUGAGCUAAAGGUAGAGGAGGAUGUGGGAGAGCUACUGAUCCCUGUUCAUCGCCGAGGAGACAUCAGUCAGGAGCUCAUGGUCACAUGUUACACACAGCAAGGCAGUGCGAGAGGAACCUCCCCUGGCUCUGUGCUCUCCUUCUCUGAUUACAUUUCCCGGCCCGAUGAGCGCUCCAGUGUCCUCCUCUUCCACCGAGGACAAAGAGAGAGUGUGUGUCGCGUCCUCAUCAUUGAUGACUCGCUGUAUGAAGGCCAGGAGAGUUUUAAUGUCACGCUGGCCACGCCCAUGGGUGGGCGAUUAGGGGCAGAGCACCCCAGCGUUCAUGUCGUUAUCCUGCCGCAUCGUGAUGAUGAGCCGUCUGUGUUCUUCAGUAAGAGUGUGUAUGCAGUGGAGGAGAGCGCAGGUGUGAUGGAGGUUCAGGUCUGCAGGAGAGGAUCUGAUCUUUCUCACCCAACUACAGUCACUAUCACCUCCACCUCCACACAGCCACCAUCUGCCCAGGCUGGUGUGGAUUACGUGGCAGUGGGCCUCAGUGUUCACUUCGCACCUGACGUCACUGUGAUCACAGUGAAGGUUCUGAUUCUGGAUGAUGUUGGCGAACCGGUGCUGGAAGGUCCAGAACAUUUCCAGCUGGGUUUGAGCAUGCCCAUGAAUGGCACGUUGGGACAUCCAAUCAGAGCCCUCGUUACCAUUGACGAUUCAGCAACUGAUGUUCCCUCUGUGCAGUUCGCAUUCUCAGAGUACAGUGUGGACGAGGCAGAUGGCAGCAUUGUCGUCAUAGUGAUCAGAUCAGGUGACCUGACGCAAAGGUCAGAGGUCAGGUGUUACACACGCCAAAGCUCCGCCCAGGCCAUGAUGGAUUACAACGAGAGACCGGACACCGAUUUGUCCAUCGUCACCUUUCAGCCAGGAGAGCGAGAGCAGAAGUGUGAAGUCACUUUAGUCGACGAUUCUGAGUAUGAAGAAGAGGAGGAGCUUCGUUUGGUUCUUGGAAUCUCCAGCAGCCAAUCAGCAGCGAGGAUAUCUCUGGGAAAACGGAGAGAGACACUGAUCAGGAUUUCAGAUCGAGGAGACAAACCUGUCAUCCAGUUCUCCGAGACACGGCUCUCUGUGCGAGAACCGAGGAACCGUGACGAGACGGAGACUGUGCGAGUGUCAGUGCAGCGUUUGGGAGAUUGUUCCAGAACAUCCAUCGUGCGAGUGCACACACGGGACGGAUCAGCCACCGCCGGAGAGGAUUACACACCUGUAUCAGUGGAGCUGCAGUUCACUGAAGGUCAGAAGCUGCAUGUUGUGGAAGUCUCUGUGCUUUAUGACACUGAGAGGGAAACCAGAGAGACUUUCACUGUUCACCUCAAACCUGAUGAUAACAUGGUGGCUGAUAUACAGAACACUAAAGUAAUAGUGCACAUAGACGAGGGGCCGUCUGUAGGGGGCGUCACUUUUCCUGCGGUUCCUGAAGUCGUGAGUCUCUUGGUCUAUGAGAGAGAACACACUGGAACACACACACACUCCGGUCACGGCACACACACUCCUCCUGGAUACCCGCUCGUGUGUGUGACUGCAUGCGACCCACAGCACUCUCGGUUCUCGGCACUCUCGUCACUGUGUGUGUCUGAGGGUGUGAAUGACACUCUGACCGAAUUCCGCUGGCUGGUGGGCGGGGCUGAGAGGGCUGCGGUGGGGCAGUUGGGCGAGGCGGUGGGGCAGUUGGGCGAGGCGGUGGGGCAGCUGAGUGAGCUCGAGGCGAGUGUGUUCAUGGCUCCGGUGAGGGCCAAGCUGCUGGAUGGAGUGUAUUUCCGCGCAGGGUGGAAGGUGCAGUGUGUGGCGAGGGCCGUGAGUGUGUCGGGGCAGAGGGGGCUGGAACUGAGCAGCACUGUAGUGCACAUCAGCACAGAAGAGGGUAUGUGUCAGUCACACACUCCUGGUGUGGUAGGCGCCGAGCCAUUUUCCGCUCACAUCCGUUACACCGGCUCAGAGGACCGAGAUCACCCUCACCUCGUGGCGCUAACCAUCAGCUUGCCUCACACAGACGGUCUCUUGCCGCUGAUCUCCACUCGGCCUCUCUCGUGGUCAGAUGCUCUGAGUGCGGAUGUGUCUCGUGCUUUUAGCCAUCGCUGCUCCAAUCUGCUCGAUCAGCACGAGGUCACCACUCGCUACGGGUUUGUCCCGAACAACUCCACACACACACACUCACACACUCUGUGGAGCCCGAGUACACGCCGAUUCUACAGCAACCUGGACCUGGAGGCGUGUGUGUGGACGUUCCGGGCGUAUUAUGACCUGUCGGAGCUGCUGAGCGUUUGUGGUGGGACAGUUAGCACAGACAGACAGGUAAAUCUGGUGCAGUCGUUCGUAUCUUUGCGGCUGCCACUAUUCGUCUCGUACCUGUACCCUGCCUCGUCGGGCUGGAUGACCUUCGACCUGCGCACUGAGCUGCGGCUGAUGUUCGUCUACGACACGUCUAUUCUGUGGCAGCAAGGCAUCUCCAGCCCUCUUGAUACCGAGCUACAGGGUUCUCUGUAUCCCACCAGCAUGAGAAUAAAUGAUGAAGGCCGCCUGCUGGUCACGUUCAGGACAGAGGCUCGUUUUCGGGGACAGUUUAUACUGUUACACUCCGGUUCCUCGCUGCAGUCGGGGGUGAGGUGUGUGGAUCAGCCUGCGCUCUCCUUCUCUCUGUCUCUGAUUAGCACCGAAUCCACCUUCGACCAGCCGACUCAGACCUGGAGCUUCACCUCUGAGUAUGCGGUGCGAGAUUACUCAGGCUCCUACAUUGUGACUUUGGUCCCCUGUGUAGCUCCGCCCACUGUGGGCUACACCAACCCACCUGUUUGUCAUCCCCAACAACCAAUCACGUUCAGCCUGGAUGUCCGUUUUCAGCAGGUGAGCGAUGCGGUGCCAUCCGAGUUCACUCUGAACACACGCCUCUAUCUGAUGUCUAAGCGAGAGCUCUGGUUGUCUGAUGGCUCCAUGGGGUUUGGAGAAGAAGCAGAUGUGGUGUUCUCUGAAGGUUCUCGGAUAUUCGGUCGUGUGAUGGUGGACCCCCUGGCAAAUCUCGGCUCUUCCGUCUUGUGUCAGAUCGAGAAGGUGUUCCUGUGCGCCGGGGCGGAUGGAUACGUGCCGAAGUACCGACCGAGUAGCGGCGAGUUCGGCUGUCUGGCUGACGCAACUGCCCUCGUGUACAGACUCAAGAUUUUGGACAAGUCUUCAGCACACACUCAGGAUGAGAUGUUUGGUGGUGUGUGGUUUGACGCUCAGUUGGCGGAGAACACUUCAGGAGCUGAGGCUCUUGUCCAGCAGGCCGGCUCAGACGGCUUCAGCUUCUCUUCUGCGCCGCUUUUUCAGGUCGCUGCGGGUCGCCAGUGGUACGUCCAUGUAGUUUACACCGUCCACGCCGGAACAGGACGCAAACGUCACACCAGGAGCGAGAGAGACCAUCACGCUAUAAUACCAUCAAACCCAGGCUUUACGAAAGAUGAGCCAAUAGGACGGCAGAACAGCCGUGGCACUAACCUCCAGCCAAUCAGCAUCCAGAGUGCGGCGAGUGCGUUACACGUCCCUGCUGGAGCUGCGUCAGGUCUGGACGUGGACUCGCACACGAUCGAGGAAACACACGGAAAUCAGCCUAAAGUUUUGAUGUUCCAGGCAGCCAUGGUGCUUUUAGCCGUCACAGUCUUCCUGACUGGAGUCACACUCUGUGUGUGUGUGUUCAGAAAAAGGAAAACACAGACCACGAAGAAACACACACACUCUCUGAGACCGAACACACACUCUGUGUCAGCACACACCCGGCCUGCUGGACCACACACUUAUUCUGGUUAUCCCAGGGGGAGGCAGAGAGAGCGAGAGCAUUCUGGAAACUCUGAAGUCUGAUGGCUGAACGCUGGACAAGGACACACACACACACACACACACACACACACACUGUCUGAGGUCAAACACAAGCUCAUUGAUUUGUGACAUUGAUCUGUGAUUGGGUGAAAUAAUGGAGAUGACAGUAACAGAAAUGAGCUGAUCAUUUGUGCUUCAUCACAAUGUGACUACAUUUUAAAAA
Pangasianodon hypophthalmus (striped catfish) is the source of this 9570-nucleotide messenger RNA. RefSeq names its product FRAS1-related extracellular matrix protein 2-like. Bases 21 to 9389 code for a protein of 3122 amino acids. The transcript is spliced from 24 exons. The record is from RefSeq and is a predicted model, not a curated record. Lineage: Eukaryota; Metazoa; Chordata; Actinopteri; Siluriformes; Pangasiidae. Gene Ontology annotation, cellular component: membrane. Gene Ontology annotation, biological process: cell communication.